UCACUUUUGAUUUGCCAGUGAUAGACCGCGAGGGUAACUUUAACCGUGCGGAGACGAAGAGGAGGCGAAAAUUUGAUAUCAAGUUCAAAGAGAAAGUGCUGAUUAUGCUGCAGAACACUCUGGGGAGCAGUAGGGGUUGUAUGAACUAGUCACUAGUCGACUUCACUAUAGUGACUUUUUAUGCCUGUCAUCGACUAGUCGCUGUCACGUGAUAAUGACCGGCAAGAUGCAGUCCUCGGAAAAGACAGCAGCCUGCUGUCAGCAGGUGACAAGCUCCUGCGCGUCGGGAGGCAAUGCACUGUGCCAGAGCGUCGGUACUGACACCCGCCGUAAAACAGACAUUUAACCAAAUUGUGACCUUUACCCUCUUGCAAUGUAACCUUCCCCUCACCCCCAUCCUAACCUUAACCAGCUUGCGCAUGCAAAGCUCUGAUUGUUGACGCGCUCCAGACAUCUGCGUCCUGAGCACGGCCACAGUAACAUUAUCAAAUCAGGUGUCACCACCUCAAAAACUAAUUUAACACGCGAUCGUUCAUGUCGGCUCAUUUCCUUUCAUGUUUUCUGUCUUUUAUUUGCGCCUGAAGCGUUUCGCUGCUGUGGAUCGGGGCGCAUCACCUGUUUUGUCCUCGGUGACACACCGAUCACUGAUGCAGCCGCCAAGCAGCGAGCACCCCGCUGUUUAAGCGGUUGGUAGAUCUUUUAGAACUGCAGUUCAAAGGUAACUCAUAAGGUGAAUAUAUAUGAACCCAGGUAGCAGUUUCUCUUUAGGAUUGAGAGGAGAUGCAGGAAGAUAAUAAACAGGCAGGACAGAAAAAAAGUCAAAUAAAAACAAGUUAGUUUUUGUACCUGGUGGUUGCAACAAACAGACACCAUUGAAGGUAAUCAGAAGUGAGGAACAGAAAAUGAAAUAAUUAUUUUAAUGUUUAGAGCAGGAGGAACUCAGAGAGGCUGCAGGCGCAUCAGUGAGUUUGCGGCCGCUGCGCAGGGGGAGGGGGGAGAUGGCUGAAGCAAAAACGACUGUUGUUAAAAGAAAUGUGUUUAACUUUGAAAAUGUGGGCGCAAUUUUAAUUGUCAAAAACUCCAGCAAACCAUUAGUUCAUUUUGCUCAAAUAGAAAUAGAGGCCUGCCUCUAAUUCUGGUCCUCCUUCCAAUAAAGGCCCGGAGCUUGAUGAACUUGAGUCAAAUACAGGCCCGGGCCUGUAUUAGAGGAUUUACGGUAUGUACAAGAGCUCAUGAUGCAAAUGUCUAAAGACAGUUAAAGUGAAUUCUGAGUCACUUUUUUUUCAUAUCUGACAAACCAGCCAACCAACAUUGUUUCCUGGAAAUAAAUGCAGCAUGCACCCUUUAAAACAGGAAGUGUCUCGACUAUGUGUGGGCAUAUUGGUUUUUCUAUUUGGAGGAAACACCAGCACAUCUACAGGAGAAGACGUACCUACUGCUAUCUGGAAACCAUGAACACCACAGCUUGUCACAUGAUCCCAACUGUUUAUCCACAGAAGUUCCUGCCUCCUGUCUUCAUCUUCGUAUUCAUCGUUGGGCUGCUUGCUAAUGUAUGGGGACUGAAGUCUUUGCUGCUCAACUGGAAGAAACUGGGAAAUGUCAACAUCUUUGUUCUUAACCUUGGACUUGCAGACAUCUUGUAUCUGCUCACACUUCCCUUCCUGAUGGUGUACUACUUUAAGGGAAGUAUGUGGAUAUUUGGAGACGUCUUCUGCAAGGUUACAAGAUUCUGCUUCAACCUGAAUUUGUACUGCAGCAUUGGCUUCCUGACUUGUAUAAGCGUGUACAGGUACCUGUCUAUUGUCUAUCCUCUGAGAGUGAAGGGAAGAUUAACCACGACUCACUCUGUGGUCAUAACGGUCACGGUUUGGAUGCUGGUGGGUGUUCAAAGUCUUCCUGACAUGUUCUUCCCUAAAACAUCAACAAAUGUGUCUGAACAAUGUUUUGAUACCACCUCUGAUGAUCAUGUGGAUGAUUACCUGAAGUACAGCCUCAGCUGGACACUGAUUGGAUUCUGUGUUCCAUCCCUCGUCACACUGGGUUGCUACGGACACAUGAUUGCUGUUCUCUGCUACAACAAAAACAUAGAUGAGAUGCUGAAACAAAAAAGCUUAAAACUACUGAUCACUCUGAUUCUUCUCUUCUCCGUUUGCUACAUACCCUAUCACGUGCUCAAGAACCUCAACUUGUGGUCGAGAGUUCUGUCUAGACAGAGGAUAUGCCCCAAAUGGAACAACGGAGUCUACAUCGCUCAUCAGAUAAGUCGAGGUCUUGUGAGUUUGAACAGUGCUCUCAAUCCUCUGGUGUACCUCCAUGUAGAUGAAGAUGUUUCAGCUCAGCUCAGUCGGCUCAUCCAGAGAGCCUUUCAGGCCCUUUCCCAGUUGACCACCAAUACACGGACCGCUCGGUUAACUGCCUUUAGGAAAGUGUGAUGUUGUUUUCUAUUCAUGUUUUCAUUUCAGUGCAAGAUCCCCAUUAAAGUCACCUCAAAGCACUGUAAAAGUUACUAAAAUAUUGUGUGAUCUGAGACCACAAAGUGUUUUCUUGUGUGUUUUAAUGUGUUUUUUUUUUCUGGUCAAAUUGCAGACGAACUUGUGAUUUAAAUAAAUGGAAUGGUGCUUAUUAAUUUCAUGAAGGUUUGUGGGUAUUUUUUAUUUAGGAAGUCUAAAUGCCUGGACUCAUCAUAAAGAAAAGAUAAUGUUGUGGGUGUCUGAGAUAAAAAAAAAAGAAAAAAACGAUUUAAACCAGACAUGAUGCACAUAGCGUGAAUUUAACUGAUUGACCCAAAUGUGUUGCACAUCAAAGCAGUUUCUCACUAGCAGCACAGAAAGCUGAGAAAUGAGUAACAGUAAACAGAUUGGUGUCCGUCUUCACAGGAAACGUUGCUCAAACCUCCACAGUUUCGCCCACUGGCAUAGAUAAUCUGUAAUGUUUAUGUAGAAAACACAUCUGAUAAUGACACUUUCAUGUCAGUAAUGACAAAGGCUUUCCUGACAUGACAUCCCAAAAUCACUACAUUUUUGUUCGUUUUGUUUUUAGAUCACGGGAGUUUGUAAGAUCUGAGAACAGCAGCUCGGUGCAUAAAGACCAUUCUUCUACCAUUCUAUUGUUUUACUAUGAAGGUUAUAAUAAGAAGGGUGUCGGCUUGACAGAACCUGAAACUACACCACAGGUUCAAAAAUUGUGAUUUGGGUGUUUUUUAUAAUCAGUCUCAGUGCACUUUCACAAUAAAAGUCACAUUUCACGCUUCAUUUAUCACCUGAGAUUGAACAAAUAAACUUGGAGGGAGAAAAAAAUAGAAGAAAAAAACUCUGCAUCUGUAAGACUUGAUUGAUAAAGACCACCAGGUUGUAUUAAUGCAGAAUGGACGAAAUAAAAUGAGACAAAGCAUGUCUAGUUAUUAGUUGUGGCACUUUCAAAAAGUCAUACAUUUUUUUCUUCUCCUCUUCAUAUUCCUGCUUUAAUCUGAGGAUUUUUCAUGUUUCCACAAACGUUUCAUAUUUUUGAUGAUCCAAACCACAAGAGUUAAAAUCAGAUUAUACUCUGAAUCAGAAUUAAAAGGCUAGAGAUUAUUUCAAAAAUUAAAUAAACUUUAGAAACAUUUGGCACAACGGACGGUUCUGAUGACAGCUUGUACUUUUCAUUUGACAAUCUAACAUUUUUAAAGAUGGUGAAUGACUUAAGAGAACUAAAUGCUGUUCCAACCUGAUUUUAUUGCACAGAGACGUUUAGAACAGAAUCAGUAAACUGUGCUUUUCACACAUGGUUAAACAGAAAACAGAUGUCUGAGCAGGACGUCUCUCUUCAGAACGCCCUCCAGUCAACGUGGUCACACACAAAACUGACUUCCUGCAAAAGAGCAACAGAAUAGAAGAGGAGAAGCACCACCUAGUGGUAUGAGACAACAUGAGACGUCCAACGCAUUAUACAGUUUUUCUCAAUUGUUUACACUUAUUUCCUGAAAGCAUGCCUCAUAUUCUCAGAACUCUACACACAAAUCCAAGAAUACACACACAAUGGGCAAAACCCCUCACUUAACCUGCAAAAAUAAACUUCACAUUCAAAACAAUGUUAUC
Molecule: messenger RNA, 4076 nt
Organism: Nothobranchius furzeri (turquoise killifish)
Lineage: Eukaryota; Metazoa; Chordata; Actinopteri; Cyprinodontiformes; Nothobranchiidae
Product: P2Y purinoceptor 1-like
Biological process (GO): G protein-coupled receptor signaling pathway
Cellular component (GO): membrane
Molecular function (GO): neuropeptide receptor activity
Source: RefSeq, a predicted model, not a curated record